Molecule: messenger RNA, 3440 nt
Organism: Rhinolophus ferrumequinum (greater horseshoe bat)
Lineage: Eukaryota; Metazoa; Chordata; Mammalia; Chiroptera; Rhinolophidae
Gene: NTM
Product: neurotrimin
Exons: 10
Coding region: 934-2091 (385 amino acids)
Cellular component (GO): neuron projection
Source: RefSeq, a predicted model, not a curated record
GGUCAGUGAUGGAGCUGCUGCCAUGACAACCCCGGCGGUCGGGGCCCGCGCGCGUCGGGGCUGCUCCCGGGAGGAAGGCGGCGCAGAGGCCGGGGGCGGCCGCUGAGCUUGGCGUCCCCGCGGCUCCGGUGCCGGCUGCAUCUCGCCUUCCCCAGCGCGCGAGCGAGAAAGGGGCCGCCGCAAUCCGCUUCUGCCCGGCCCUUCUCCCUUGGCCGCCGCCGCGGCACCUGCCCUCGCCGAGAUCCGCCACAUCGCAGCAGCUGCCUCGAAAAUUUCGGUUCCGAGGAAGUUGACCGAGGAGGCUGCGGCACGAUCCUCGGGUCCGGAUCGCACGAAGCCCGGUGCAGCUGCCUCCUCCUGGCACACCCCCUGCCGCCUCCUGCGUGCUCUACUUUUCAUCUCUGCUAUUGUUACAGAUUGUUUUCUGCUGGCAAUCCUGCCUCUGAAACUUACAAAGAAAGUGUUGGAUUUCCCCUUGUUGGAACUGAGGGAUUGCAGACCACCUCUGGGUAGCCGGAUCUAACCCACCCCCGUCCCCUUCGGGUACCAAAGUGCUUAUUCCGCUCCAAAGUGCCAUGUCUGAACAGUUAACGGGAAGAAGAGACUACUGAGACCUGCCCACACCUUUGCUCCUGCCUCACGCUUCCCUUUUCACGGCCACCGUCCCCGGCCAAAGCAGCACCGAGGAAGUACCCUUUGGAUGCCGUCAGUGGAAACUGGUUAUCCGAAGCUGCAGCUCUGAGGCUGGCUUUGGGGGAGGACUAUUAGACUCGGAAGAGUCUGCGCGCUUUUCUCUUCCUCGCGCCUCUCGGUCGCUGCUAGUUCACUGCUCGGUCCCUGUGCUCACUCCUCCACCCCACCCACUUCCUGUGCUCGCCCCGGGGGCGUGUGCCGUGCCGCUGCCGGAGUUCUGGGAAGUUGUGGCUGUCGAGGAUGGGGGUCUGUGGGUACCUGUUCCUGCCCUGGAAGUGCCUCGUGGUCGUGUCUCUCAGGCUGCUGUUCCUUGUACCCACAGGAGUGCCCGUGCGCAGCGGGGAUGCCACCUUCCCCAAAGCUAUGGACAACGUGACGGUCCGGCAGGGGGAGAGCGCCACCCUCAGGUGCACGAUUGACAACCGAGUCACGCGGGUAGCCUGGCUAAACCGCAGCACCAUCCUCUAUGCUGGGAAUGACAAGUGGUGCCUGGACCCACGUGUGGUCCUCCUGAGCAACACCCAAACCCAGUACAGCAUCGAGAUCCAGAACGUGGACGUGUAUGACGAGGGUCCAUAUACCUGCUCUGUGCAGACCGACAACCACCCCAAGACCUCGAGGGUUCACCUCAUCGUGCAAGUAUCUCCCAAAAUUGUAGAGAUUUCUUCAGAUAUCUCCAUUAAUGAAGGAAACAAUAUCAGCCUCACCUGCAUAGCCACGGGUAGACCAGAGCCUACGGUUACCUGGAGACACAUCUCCCCCAAAGAAAAAAGUUUGCUGACUCUAUUCUACAGGACUGAUAAUGAUGAUCUCUUGGAGAAGACUGUGGGCUUUGUGAGUGAAGAUGAAUACUUGGAAAUCCAGGGCAUCACAAGAGAGCAGUCUGGGGACUACGAGUGCAGCGCCUCCAAUGAUGUGGCUGCACCAGUGGUACGGAGAGUAAAGGUCACCGUCAACUAUCCACCAUAUAUUUCAGAAGCUAAGGGUACAGGCGUCCCCGUGGGACAAAAGGGGACAUUGCAGUGUGAAGCCUCAGCAGUUCCCUCAGCAGAAUUCCAGUGGUACAAGGAUGACAAAAGACUGGUUGAAGGAAAGAAGGGGGUUAAAGUGGAAAAUAGACCUUUCCUCUCAAAGCUCAUCUUCUUCAAUGUCUCUGAACACGACUAUGGGAACUACACGUGUGUGGCCUCCAACAAGUUGGGCCACACCAAUGCCAGCAUCACACUAUUUGAACUAAAUGAGCCUACAAGCUCAACUUUGUUGCAAGAAGUGAAAACUACAGGCCUGCCCCCUUGGAAAGGCCCAGGCGCAGUCAGUGAAGUGAACAAUGGGACGUCGAGGAGGGCAGGCUGCAUUUGGCUGCUACCUCUCCUUGUCUUCCUACUCCUCAAAUUUUGAUGUGAGUGCCACUUCCCCCACCAGGGAAAAGCUGCCGCUACUGCAACCACCAACACUACCGCAACGGCAACUCCAACAGCAGCAAGAGCAAACCUGUUUCUAAAUAAGAUAUAAUCACAUGAAAUUCAGAGAAACAGAGCCUAAUGGGACAAAAAUUCGAGGGAGGGGAACAAAGAAUACUUUGGAAAAACACGUUUAAAAAGGAAAUCGAAAAUCAAUCGACUUGCAGUCCUUGCAGAUAUGUAGGUACAGCUGAGUUUUCUUUUUUUCCCAAAUGGGAGGAGCGCACACCUGGCUUUGGACCUGCCCGCAAGCUGCACUGCGUGACCUCAGGAGGGCUAGGGCUCCGCUCCUCCACCCACUAAAGUGCCCCCAGCAAGGAAAAUUCUGGAGUCGGCUACCCCAAAUUCAAUCAAUAGAGACGAACACAUAGUGAGACGUGUGGCCCAGAUGUGCCACUGCGGGCCCUUUUGUAGACUGUGCCACUAUUGUGUGUGUUAUGAAACGCAGAUUUAAGAAAAUAAAUAAAUAAAAAGGAAAUUAAACAAGACAGCCUGACAGCUACAAAAAUCCCACAAUCAACAGUCACAAAAGAUAUUAUUAAACUUUUUUUUUUUUUCAUUUUACUACAUGGACAUCAUGGAUAAUAAGGGAUUCUGAUUCAUUAUUAAUUUUAUUAAUUAUAUUUUCUGAUAUGAGUCUAGAACUUAGUGCAAAAAUAAGACAAAACUAAAAAAAAUACACAAAUGAAAGGGGUGAAGAGAAGUAUGUUUGUUAAACAUUAUAAAUGAAUAGUGCACUUCUUUACUAGGUUUACAACUGGUGGACCACACACCGGGCAUUAACCACCUGGUGAGGAUUUGGCAGAUCCACCAAAAAUUCACAUACGAUUUAACCAACAUUUCCACCAGCGCUACAGAUUUCUCCUUAUUCUGGCAUUUAAUACAGACAAUACUAUGCUUCUACGUGCUGUUUAGAAAUGGAAGGGUGAUCUGCACUGUAUCUUGAGUUUGUUGGCUAUGCUUCUUUUGAUGACAUAUAUUAUACAGUAUAUAUAUAUAUAUAUAUAUAUAUAUAUAUAUAUAUACAUAUAUAUAUAUACACACAUAUAUACACACACAUAUAUUUUUUUUGUUAGAGUUCUAGCCAUUUUAUUUCUCAGCAGGGUCCUUUCUCAGACAUUACUGCAUGCUGUAUAUGGUGUUAGCUGUGUGUUGAUCUUCUAAAAGAUGAUAGAAUUUACUGGUAAUUGUGUACUCAGCUCCUGCCAUUUUAUUUCCUUAGUUUAUUUACAUGUCAGAGACAUUUAUAAAAAGAGAAAAGAGAAAAAAGAAAAAAAAAACAAAAAA